AGCGACGAGUUCUAGUAAACUGACGUGCAUAAGGAUAGAGAAAAGUGGAGACGACUGACAUGCCUAUCGACCUCACAUAAAGUCAGAUAAGGGUGAUGACCGGGCAAAGAAAAAUAACAACAAAGAUGUGACGAAUACUUGGGACAUAACAGAACUAUCUUGUCCAAGAAUAUACAUCAAUUACCCAGAGCAACCAGCAAUAGUGACGUACUGGAUUCACAGGUGACUAACAAAGUUGGCAGUAAUUAUAAUGUCAACAGUGGAAGCAGAAAACCCAGCCAACAAGUUUGGAAGUUAAGAGCAACCAUCGUAUGUAUAGUUGUUGUUCUUGAUUCUGUUCAGUUACCAAACGGAUUCCGUGGCGCGCGCACGCAUAGCAAGAUUUUAAAGGUUAUCAAAAGUUUUUUUCACAUAAAGCGCGCUAAUUUUGAUAAUAAAUAACAUAACUGUUAAUAAAGUAACUGUUAAUAAAGUGGGUAAUAUAAUGGCUAGUGUAAACGCAAGGAUGAUGGCGGGAAACAAAAGUGAAGUGAAACCUUUGAACAUGUCAGAUGUUGAGAUGAUUUUCGGCAAACCCGAUGGCGGGAAAAAUGAAACUGUGCAUAUGGUGGUCAAUGAGAAGAGAAAUGGUACUCUGCAUCCAGUGACCCACGGCACGGGCAAUGGUCAGGAUUCUCCACCAGUCAACCAGCCGCUGUUGGAGCCAGACAGAGGGAAGCAGGCGCCGCCUCUCGCUGGCCCAGAGAUCGACGACCUGGACGACGAGAAGCCGGAUGUCACCAACAGCAAGCCGUACCCGGGCGUUGACGACGGCUUGCUGGACCCCGACGACAAGACUACGCAAACUGGAUCUGGAUCACACCACGACGAUGGUGACGUGGACACCGAGCUGCCAGUCCCGAAGAAUGACGAAGGCACCGGCACAGAAGACGGUAAUCCGUGGUGGGGGCACGACGAGGCCGACUUUGCUUAUGAUGGCACCAGAUUUGAAAUUGAAGAUCGGGUGGGAUCUCCUCUGCCAGGAUUGAUUCCAGACGUGAACACUUACCAGCAGAAGAAGAACCUCGCCCAGGGCAUGAUGGACCUGGCGCUGUUCACGGCGAACACCAACCAGCUGCGAUACGUCAUCGAGACCUCCAGCGCCCAUCCCUACUACUAUUUUAGCCUCGUCUCCAUCAGCUUCAGUCUUAUCUUGCAGAUAGCAGUGGGCAUUGGGCUGAUCCUAAACAGCCGAUACAACGUAAAAGACGAUAAGGACAUCUGCAAAGCGGACAAGAUCAACAAUAUGACAGUAUUGGGUAUCUUCCUCAUCACAAUCGUGAACGUCUUCAUAGCUGCCUUCAGUGUAGCCCCGAUCACUACUGCUGCGCCAGCCGGUGCCUUGUCUGAUCAACAGGCAGGGUCGUAAUACAGAAAGUACUAGUAACUAGUACGGCCACUCCCUGCCCUCCCGGCUAAAGUGGUUUAGUGUAGUGUGCCGUGCAAUUUGCGCCAGCUGCCUCACGUGUUCCCGAACGCACUGAGUUUGUGGUAUUUUGGCGUUUUAUGUCACUAAUAGAACGAUGACAUGCACAGACUUUUGCGAAACAUUAAAAAGGCAUUUUUUUCAUAUAUAUUUUAUCAGAAGUGUUCAGAUAUCAUAACAUAGUCAGUAGUAAAAUCAAGUUUUAACCCUCUUCGUCUAGGCAGACUAGUCAGGUCAGGUAUUUUGAGGCCGCGGAGACUAAUUUGUCUGUGAUCCUGGACAGUUAUGUACUCGUAUUGUACUCUAUCUACUUAGUCCAGAUUGAACUCUUUACUACAAAACCCCCAGUUGUGAAUGAAGUGGCAGUAUAAUCUUAUAGAUGAAUCUCAAAUAAAGAUCUUGAAAAAUAAAUAGAAAAUUAUUAUUGUAUAUGAAAAAUAACUUUUAAAUAGUUUUUUUUUAAAUGUACAUAAAGUUAUUAUGACCAAAUCGACUAUUCAUACAUUGAAUGUAUUUCUUUCAGAAUUUUAAGUUUUUUUUUAUUGUUAAUACAGAAUUUUAAGUUUUUUUUAAUGUAUACAUUUAAUUGUAAAAUAUAAUAUUAAGAAUCUCGUCUGUAUUAUUUAUAAAAAUAAGUCGUUAAGCUAAAAGCUGCUUGUUGUAGUUUUGUUUAUUAUUGUAUGUCAUGAAUAUUGACAUAGAAACUCAAUGUGGUGCUUCUUAGAUCUUAAAGAUACUUAAACGUACCAUAAGUACUUAUGAACAAUUUAGGAUAGUCUUUUUUACUAUUUAUGAUAUUCAAAAAUUGUGCUUCAAAUAAAGUAAUCUUUGCUAUUAUUACAAAGAGCGUUUGUAGCCUAAGAUGCCACAGCACCCUGUAAUCUCUUUCAAGAUCUCUGUACAUAAUAUAGAAAGUAGAUCCACAAUACUGAAGUGAUACUUUGGGUAUUGUAUAAUGAACUACCUACCAUCAUUAUAAUAAGUAGAUUAAUUUGAUACUAAUUUAAAGUAACAAAACAGCUCAGCUAUUGUAAUAAGUUUAAAUAUGAAUAUUUGCAUUUCAAUAUCAAUCCGUUGGUAACCGUAUUUCCGUCAUGUUGUUUUUUACAAUGUUUAUUAGAUUUCAACAGUUUCGUCUAAACAUAUUUGUUUUCCCAACUACACCAACGGACUGAAAAGACUGUGAUAAAGACUGUAUACUCAUUAAUACUUACACAGAGAAUAUUUGACAUAAUGUACUAGAAUUAAAAUUAUGAUUGUCUUUGUACUAACAUAAUAAAAAAUAAUAAAUAAAUGUAAAUAAUAAACAAAUUAUGUAAAUAAACUUAAUCUAAACAAA
Plodia interpunctella (Indianmeal moth) is the source of this 2804-nucleotide messenger RNA. RefSeq names its product Ninjurin A (gene NijA). NCBI's taxonomy places the organism in Eukaryota, Metazoa, Arthropoda, Insecta, Lepidoptera, Pyralidae. The record is from RefSeq and is a predicted model, not a curated record. Gene Ontology annotation, biological process: cell adhesion; tissue regeneration. The transcript is spliced from 7 exons. Gene Ontology annotation, cellular component: membrane. Bases 485 to 1408 code for a protein of 307 amino acids.